Messenger RNA from Plasmodium malariae, 1563 nucleotides. RefSeq names its product PIR protein. The transcript is spliced from 3 exons. Lineage: Eukaryota; Apicomplexa; Aconoidasida; Haemosporida; Plasmodiidae. The record is from RefSeq and is a predicted model, not a curated record. Bases 1 to 1563 code for a protein of 520 amino acids.
AUGGAAAUGGUAAAAGAAGAUAAAAUUGUAAAAGAGUCAUAUCCAUACAGUAUAUAUAAUGAAUUAAAUGAGCAAGUUAAAAGUGCAACAGAUGAAAAAUAUUGUAACGAAUUUAAAAAAUUAAAUAACGAUUACCAAGGUAAAUCUAUUGAACUUUGUAAAAAAGUAACACAUCUUUUAGAUUUUGUUUAUAAAAAGGAUAAAUCAAAAGAGUUUAAAGAAUACUGUUCACAUUAUAAAUACUGGGUAUAUGAAGAAAUAAGUAAAUUGUUUAAUGACGAUACACCAGAGAAUAUUAUCAAUGAUGUUAUUGAUAAAUUUAAUAAAUUACAAACUACACUUUUCAUUAAUCGCCAGAAAAAUUAUUGUUCUUAUAGAUUUGAUCUCAAGACUUUGGGGGAAUUGAAUUCAAGAAAGGUAGAGAAAAAAUUGUAUGAUUAUUUUAAAAACUAUAACACUAUUAAAAGUAGAGACAAAUGUAGUAAUGUUAGCAUUGAGAAAUAUAAAGGAUACCUUGAAGGUAUCAAAAUCCUAUACGAAAAUGAGAAGGAUUAUUGUUGUUUUCCAGGAACAUGGGACUGUUCAAAUUAUUUUUUGACUUGUAAUAGUGAGUUUGAUCCAAGUAAACUCUUAUCUGCAUUUCAAUCUAAAGGUAAUGGAAGUUGUGAUGGAUUAAAUAGAAUUACAGCUAAUUUUGAUGAAGAGGAAUUAAAUACUGUGGUAACAGAUGCAGAAAUUUUAAACUCAAUUUCUCAUGGUGCAUGCUUUAAUCUAGAUAAGCACGAACUUACAUCAAGUGACACAAAACACCCACGUUGUAGUUUAUUAGCAACAUCUGUUACGUUAACUAGAAGUGUGCGUACAGAUGGAAAUUCUGGAGCAACUAUGACUGAUAAUGGAUCCCCCCCGGAUGGUGUGAAUUCAGUAACCAGGGAUAAUCGGGAAGAAGGAAGAACACCGCAAGCAGGUGCAUCACAAGGCCAACAAGGUACAAUAGAAAAAGCAGGGGGUUCUCGUAGUACAGAAAAACUAAAGAUUGAGGCACCCUCUGAGAAAGACUCACCUGAUACAUUUAGAUGGAAAUUUAACGAGAAAGGAACAUUACAGUGUCCAACUAAAAGCAGAGAUAAAAAUGAAGAACUACUUUGCAACUUUAUGGAAGAAUUGGUUGAAGGAAAUUUUGCUACACAAAUGGAAGGUACUAAAAGAUACAAAGUGAAGGCUGGAAGGUCAUGGUCAGAAGAUGAUUUAAAACCAGCACGUGAAAGAGUGAGGAAAAGGAGAUCAGCUAAUGAAUCAAAUAUAUUAAACAACAUUUUUGUUCGUAUAUCUACUGGAGUUACUCUAGUAAUGGGAAUUAUUUUUAUAUUUUACCUUUUUUUUAAAUUUACUCCCUUCGGAUCACGUUUACGUAGGGAUAGAAAAAGGAAACAAAGGUAUAGGAAAGAUUUUACGGAUUUAUAUACACGCAAACGACCAAGGCGCUUCUUAAAACGUACAUAUAGGCAUUCUGACAAAAGGAGAUUUAACGUAGUAAAUAUAGAAGAUGAGCUUCAUUCAUGA